Messenger RNA from Nicotiana tabacum (common tobacco), 3149 nucleotides. NCBI's taxonomy places the organism in Eukaryota, Viridiplantae, Streptophyta, Magnoliopsida, Solanales, Solanaceae. The record is from RefSeq and is a predicted model, not a curated record.
AUUAAAGACUCAAUAGAUAGUCAUAGACUCAUAGUAGACUAUAAGUCAAUAAUUGAAAAAAAGGCAAACAAAACAGGGCCUGGAAAAAAACAGAGUGUUUGUUAAGAGAAGCAGCAGCCUCUGUUAUUUUGCCAUAACAGGGACUCGAAAAAGCCUCUGUUAUUUUGCCAAAACAGAGCCAAAAAAAAAUUUAGAGAAGAAGAAAGAGGAAGGAAGGAGCCCCUGUAUUUUGCUCGAAAAAUAGAGCACAAAAACAGACCUCUGUUUCUGUUCUUUUCGACAAAAAACAGAGGAAAAAAAAUAGAAAGAAGAAGGAGAAAGAAGAAAGAAGAAAGAAGAAAGAAGAAAGAAGAAGAAAGAAAGGAAACUCGGAGAAGCAUACCUGGUCUUUCAAUGGCAGAAACUUGAUGAAGAAGAAGAUGGCACUUGGCAGAAACCUCAAGCUUUCAGAUGAAGAAGACGAUGGCACAGUAAAUGCGAGCCCUAAUCGGCUAAUCGCGAGUUCAGAUAAAGCUCUGUUGUUUUGUUCGAAGUUGAAGAAGCUCUGUUGUCAAGCCCUAAUCGCGACCCUUUUUGUUUAAUCUUUGCCCUUUUUUUUUUUAAAAGCGACGCUAAACUCGCUUCUCGCGACACUGUCGCCUCUCGCCACACAGGCUAAGGCGAGCGCUAUUUUGAAACCCAAUGCAACAGAGGGUCUGUAGCGACACUGCCUUGCAUUGCCUCGCCUCACACUAUUAGCGCAGAGGCGAGCGCUAUUUAUAACAGUGUUGAACAAAGCAAAUAAACAUGUGAUGUGUGGAUUAGGUGCACUUCACAUGUUUGAACUCUACCACAGACAAAGUGCCGGUAUUUAAGUGUGGAGAAGGGUAGAGGGACAACCCAUUAUCCACCGAGUUCUGAACUGUAGGCUAGCUGGCCCUCUGCCCUCAGGUAUUUCUAGGUCUUUUACAUAAAUUUAAGGUCAUGUAUUCAUUUCUUCGUCCUUUUACUUUGUCUCUUAUAUUUUAUAUCAUGCAGUUUUUGCAUUGUACUAUUCCUUCUUUUUUUCAUCUGCUUAAUCUUCGUCUUUGAUUAGUCCGUUCUUAUCUAAAACAAAAUGUAAUAAAGUAACUUUUUCAGGAAGUCUUCUAUAUUAGAAAAGUAUUUCUACUGAUAAAAAGAUUAGGAUGCUAAUCCUCAAUGUCUUUGGUUGAACCUAAAGUUCAGUAGCACGUGAUAGUAGCUGAGGUUGUUCUGGGGCAUGGUUCUCUGGUGAUUGCUACUAGUAGUAAAAAUUGAAAAUGGUUUACAUUUUCUCUGGGCAUGUAGCACGUUAUUUGUAGUAAUAGAAGAGAGGAAUGUAGUUACAUCCUUAAACAAUAGAACUGGUGUGGUUUGCUCCAAACUUGUGUGAAAUACUUUCUUGGGGCUAACACUUUUACUCGUUAGGACUACUAUAAACUGGGAAAAACGCUCAGUCGAAAAACAAUUGCCAUACAGAUGCAGCUUCAGUGUGCGCUUUAUGCUGGUUUACCAUUACAGAGACUUUAUUACCAAAUAUCUGAGUACUGUGCAUCCUGUAGUAUUCUUAAAUUCUUCAAAUGCUAGAUGAGCAAGAGCAAUAAUUAAGAAAGCACAUCUGGAUAUUAGAUUCUUGUGAUUGAAGUGCUAUCCUUUGUAUCUGACGCCUUAAUAUAGAUGUCAAUGAUUAGAAAUGUUGUGACAAGCAGCGCAGACAUUUAUAAUCUCGAAGAGACCGAUGAAGGGGCACGGAAGGGAGAUGAUCCAGUUGGGCCUACCCAUUGCAGAUGCACCUCCUGAAGAUGAAGCUGCCUUUGCAACAUUUAAAGAGCGGAAAAUGGAAGUGAUUCCUAGCUUGUUCCAAGAUGCUAUUGAACGACUAAGUGCUAUGCAAGUUUUAACUGCAAAGCCAGAUGCUUGCACUAUUGACAUCUUCAAUGAGGGGGACCACUCACAACCUCAUAUGUGGCCUUAUUGGUACGGGCGGCCUGUAGCUAUGUUGUUCUUGACAGAAUGUGAAAUGACUUUCGGUAAGAUGAUUGGUGCGGACCAUCCUGGCGAUUAUCGAGGCUCUCUCAAACUUUCUUUUGCACCAGGAUCCGUACUUGUAAUGCAGGGAAGAUCAACCGAUUUUGCUAGACAUGCUAUUCCAUCCAUCCGUAAGCAGCGUAUACUUGUGACCUUUACAAAGGUGCAGCCAAGAAGAUUCAAGUCUGGUGAUAGUCAGCGUUUCUCUUCAUCAGCAGGAGGUCCUGCCUCCCAGUGGGUCCCUCCUCCUAGCAGGUCACCAAAUCAUAUCCGUCAUCCUUUUGGGCCCAAGCAUUAUGGUUCCAUGCCAACAACCGGCGUAUUACCUGUUCCAGCUGUUCGUUCACAGCUAGCUCCUCCAAAUGGUAUCCAGCCAAUUUUUGUUCCCGCUGCGGUUGCACCACCUAUGGUUUUUCCUGCACCAGUUGCUCUUCCACCUGCCUCAGGUGGAUGGGCAGCACCCCCUCCUAGGCAUCCCGCACCACGACUUCCACUCCCUGGCACUGGCGUUUUCCUUCCUCCAGGAUCUGGAGCUUCAGCCACUGGCAACAAUCCUGCUGAAAAUCCAGCUUCCUCAGAAAAGGACAAUGCAGGCGCUUCUCUGAAAGAUAACAUGGAUAGUGAAGUAGAAACACAAGAGUGCAACGGAAAGAUAGAUGAUAGUGGUGCAGAGAAAGCAGUGGCUGAUGAAGAACAACACUAACUGCUGAUUUCAGCAGCUUGUAAACCAGUUGAAGCAGUGCAGGAACCAGAACAGAAAAAGGGUGACUGUUUUGUCGGAGGGAAAGUUUUAGGUUAGAAACUGCAGUGAGUUUUGAAGCCAAAUGUAAAGAGCGGCCAUUCACACAUCCAGUAGAGCAAAGGAAGGGAGUUAUCUGUUCUCCAUGAUCCCCUUUGCUUGCUCUUCCUUUUUGUUGUCUUAUCAAACAUAAAUAUAUAUAUCUCGUAUAUUAAAUUAAAUGAGGAACUUAGUUUCAAAACUAUAUUAUAGCUCCACAGAAAAUUUUAACUCAUUGAAUAGAAGUAAUGAGGAUUUCUUUCUGUCAGCUGCUGCCCUGUUCUCAUAUAUGAGAUCAGCAAACUUGUAUGCUAAAAUAUUUAUACUAAAAUGAACUUGGACA